Molecule: messenger RNA, 1501 nt
Organism: Athalia rosae (coleseed sawfly)
Lineage: Eukaryota; Metazoa; Arthropoda; Insecta; Hymenoptera; Athaliidae
Product: corrinoid adenosyltransferase MMAB-like
Exons: 4
Coding region: 300-998 (232 amino acids)
Molecular function (GO): corrinoid adenosyltransferase activity
Source: RefSeq, a predicted model, not a curated record
UAACAUUGCUCUAUGAUCACGGGGUGAAAUAAUGCGAAGACCAAAUUUAAAUAAAGAUAAGGAGAAAAGCAAGUAACCAAUAUAUCAACUAAUUCAUUGAUUAUCUAGGGGGAAAUUGUUCAUUGAGAUUUUCAGAUACCUAUACGAAAAGUAUGUGAUAAGUUGAUGAGAACCUCAGCCAUCUUGGGUGAAAAGUCAAAACUUGGUUGUCGGUGCUGGUGGAAAAUACACCAAUUAUUUGAAUGCGUUGCAAUAGAUCAAAUAGUUUUUUGCUCUAGAAGUUUGAGCGAGUAUUCAGAAUGGAGGUGAUAAGAAUUGCAUUACGGAGAACAAAUUUAAUAUACAAGGCUAGCAUUCCGGCAUCUUCUCGAAAUUUCAGCAGAUGUAGCAGCUACAGUAGUAACAGAGCAACAUCAACUAUACCUCAGGAGGCUGUAUUUUUGAGGGAUGGCGAAUCUGCCAAUAGUUUGAUAGAUACCCAUGACAUUAAACCAAAGGAUGAUCAAAUCUUUAAUGCUCUCGGAGCAACAGAUGAACUAUCAUCCUAUAUUGGGCUGGCGAGAGAAUUCGCAUGCGAGAGUAACGUCCAACAUCCCUAUGUAGAUAAGUUGAAAAGGGUACAGAUGGUCCUCUUUGACUUAAAUUAUGCAAUAUCUAAAUCAACUCCUGGAAAGACAAAACAAUUUGAAAAUAAGCACACCAAAGAUCUCGAAGAGUGGAUUCUCGAGUAUACGAAUCAACUACCCCCAGCAGAAGAUUAUAUUAUACCUGGUGGAGGCAAGGCUUGUGCUUCCUUGCACGUUGCAAAAACAAUCUGCAGACGUGCAGAAAGAAGUGUGAUACCAUUGGUGAGAGAUGGAGCUCUAGAUAGCGAGGCUCAAGCCUACCUGAACCGACUGUCAGAUUUUCUCUUGACCAUAUCCCGUAUUGCAGCAAAGUGUGAUGAACGUACUGAAAAUAUUUAUAUUCCGCGUGCUGAAAUCAGUGAGGAAAAGUAGUGGGGUAUUUACUUGUGUCACUCUUCAAGAUGUUCCUACGUACACAAUUUUAAUUUAACGAAUAUGAGCAGAAAAUCAGGAAACGUUCCUCAAAAAAGCGUGUGCUGCUGAAUUGAAUUUGAGACAUAGGAACAAUCUUCUUCAAGGCCGACGAAUCCAUGAAAUAUACCACUCUUUAAUUAGUCGUGUUGAACCAGCAAGAGUAAUGCUGGGUUUAGAAAACAUUAUCAGAGUAUCAAAGUAGUUGAUAUCCAGUGUAUGAAUAUCAAAAAUUACAUCAAGUUCAAUGCAUUUUUGAGUCGUGCCAACAUUAUUUUUAAAUGUGUAGUAAUCACAACUUGCAAUGGAUGAUCAAUGAUCCAACCUCAAUUAUGUUACAUACGAUUUUCAUUGAAUAGAUUCACGGAUAUUUCAUAAAUGAUUGUUGAAAAUGGUAAAGUACUAGUAUAGUCGAGCUUUGCUAAUUGACGAGAUGUAAUAGAGGAAUAAACGUGUAAAUAGAG